Molecule: messenger RNA, 921 nt
Organism: Eurytemora carolleeae
Lineage: Eukaryota; Metazoa; Arthropoda; Copepoda; Calanoida; Temoridae
Exons: 13
Coding region: 1-921 (306 amino acids)
Source: RefSeq, a predicted model, not a curated record
AUGGAGGAAGGAUGGAGUAAGGAUGGAGUAUUGAUGAAAUCUUCUGAAUUGAGGCCUGUACAAGGGCUGGUAAACUCGGUAAACUCCAUGGAGGAGGAAAGUCAGCUGCCCGAGGAUGGAGUAAUGACCAGCCCGGCCAGGCAGGUUAACUUAAGUGUGACUGUCCCUCGAAUUGAUGGAUUGGUUUCUUCUGUUAGUGUUGGCCAAUAUCUAAAUAAAGCAGAGGAUUUCCCAGAUGGCAAGUUUGGAAUUCACAAGUCUCAAUCUAUAAAUCAUCUGACCAGUAUAAAUGAAACUGACCGCCUAUACAGGAAUAAGGAAAAAAGAAAAAAAGCUGCUCGUCUGUCCCGUGGAUUUCUUGAAUUUAUCAGUUUGGUUGAUCUUGCCAAACCAGUAGAAAAGGAGGAGAAAAAGAGGAGUACUAAAGAUCAAAGUACGCCCAACCUGGAGGUGGUUACUGAACCUGCUGAGUCCUCAUCUAAUAUUUCAGAUGAAUCACCAGUUAUAAGACAAAGACGACCGGUGGAGCGAAGGGAGAGAAGAACAACGGUUGGUACAGAAGCUGGACUUCUCGGCCUUCAUCACUCCUUAUCUACGAAAACAGGUAAGUUAAGAGAGGCGACAAGUCCAUCUAUAAAUAUUAAUAUUAGUAGAAGGAAGACGACAACUCCAUCUAUAAAUGGCGACUUUUCUAUGAGCACACCUUCUCUAACCCUAGCGGGGAAGACUGAUAUCCCUCCACGUUCAAGACCGCAAACAUCAAAAAGAGAAGCACCUGUAGUGCCAAGGGUGCAAGCCCCCCCUCUGCCUCAAUGGAAGUCUGUGCUGGAUACACGGAUACAGAUGGAUGUGGAUACAAUGUUUCAGAAUAUUAUGACCGACAGCGACCUCUAUAGAGCUUGGAUUAACUGUGAGCUUUGA